Messenger RNA from Eruca vesicaria subsp. sativa (arugula), 2634 nucleotides. NCBI's taxonomy places the organism in Eukaryota, Viridiplantae, Streptophyta, Magnoliopsida, Brassicales, Brassicaceae. The record is from the annotation of a GenBank genome assembly.
AAAAAGCACUGACUCUUCCUCUGUUUGCUUCGUUCACACAGAGACAAAGAAGAAAAGACGAAACUUCUGACACAAAAGAGAUGAUGGAGUGGGAUAAUAAUAAUCAUCAGCAGCAACACAAUAACAACCACAACUCUUCGAAUCUCCAGGGGAUCGAUGUUAGUGGCGGCUCCAGCUCAGGAGGAAUGUACGUGAAGGUGAUGACCGACGAGCAGCUCGAAACUCUGAGGAAACAGAUUGCUAUCUACGCCACUAUUUGUGAGCGUCUCGUUGAGAUGCACAAAACUCUUACUUCUCAACAAGAUCUUACAGGAGGGAGACUAGUAGGUCUCUAUGCAGACCCAACACUUGGUCACAAGAUGACAGCUAGGCAGAGGUGGACUCCUACACCGGUGCAGCUUCAGAUUCUGGAGCGUAUAUUCGACCAAGGCACUGGAACACCCAGCAAGCAAAAGAUCAAAGACAUAACUGAAGAGUUGAGCCAACACGGCCAGAUCUCUGACCAAAACGUCUACAAUUGGUUCCAGAACCGGCGUGCUCGUUCCAAGAGGAAGCAGCAUGGUGGUGUUGGUUCUUCUAACAACAACAAUAACAAUAACGGUGAGUCUGAGGUAGAGACUGAGACGGAGACAUUGAAUGGGAAGAGAAAGAUACCAGAGAGUCUUCGUGUUCUUCCUGAUGGAAACAAUAACAGCAACAAUGCUAUUGGGACAGCAAGUACUAGUCCUAGGCCUGAAGAUCUUUGCUUCCAGAGCCCUGAGAUGAGCUCUGAUCUUCACUUGCUUGGAGUCCUAUCAAACCCAAGGGAUGAUCAUCUUGUUGGAAAGAUGGGAUUGUCUGACAGCUACAACCUUUAUGAUCAUGUUGAAGAUUAUGGCAUGUCAGGCUGAAGGGGAACUUCUAAUAAUCAAAGAGAUCAAAGAAAUGGAUCUCGUAGUCAGUUUUAAUCAGUUUUAGACUUUUUAUAUAUUCUUUUUAAGGAAUGUUGAACUCUCUUAGAGCUUGUGCUUUGAUGUUUACUAUCUUCAGAACAAUUCCUCUCUCUUUAAUUAUAAUAAAAUAAAAUAAACAGCUUCAGCUUUUACAGUCAUUCUUCUUUACCCCCAAGUUUUAAUCUCAAAAGAAGCAUAACAAUUUAUUGGAAAACAUGCAAACCUAGCAAAGCAUUGUAAUGUCCUUUCUCUAUUUCUUCAUCCUUCACAUUGUGUAAGACUAGAGUCUGUAUAACCAAAUCCUCCCAAUCAAUCACAGCUCCUCUCUUCCUUUUCUUCUUGCUAUCUUCAACCUCCAAAGACAAUUCACUACCACUAGAAGGAUGUUGUAUCGCAUCAAUCCUUAACUUAGCCGCCUUAAUCUUUUCUCUUCUUCUUGCCACCGCAUCACAACCCUUUAUGUAAGAAAUAGGCAAAUCAUCAAGCCCUACAUCUUUCUCCAACACUUCCUUGAGCUUAAGUCUUUGACUCAUCUUAGAUCUCCCUUUCCACCAAUCUUCACACGAUACCAUCUGAAGAAACGAGCUCCUUUGACCUUCACCAUCAUCAUAACAAUACAUAGCUUCUUUGCUUAAGCAAUCCCUAACUAUAUCCUUCAAACAAAUCCCAUCACUUAUAACCAACUCAUCUCUUCUCUUUCUCAUGGACUUAGCUUCCAUCAAACCAAUCAAAGUCCCUGAAUGUCUCACCACAUUCUUAACAGUCACAUCUUUCGCCCAAGGCAAACCAAUCUCUUUCGCAACCUUCACAAGCUUCUCCAACAACUCCUUAUACCUCAUCUUACAAGUACACACCGAAACAUUACAAUCUUUCGCCAAAUCAUCAAUCUUCACCUUCACACCAUUCACCUGACAAACAAACCCCAAAACCGCAACAACCAAAGGCAUAGACCUCCUCCCAGUAGACAAAAACCACUUCAAACAACAGUUCAUCAAAAACCCCCCUUGCUUCAUCACCCUCUCCUUCUUCUUCCCAUCAACACCACUCAACCUAACUGAACUCCUCGCCGUCUUCAUAAACAACCCCACAAGAUCAAUCUCUCCCAACUCCAACCCUAAAUACUCCACCACACGCUUACUCAUACUCCCCAACUGAUGCAAAUCACACCCAACAACAUCAACAAUUUCAUCAAAACUCAAAACACCUCCUCUCCCUUCUUUCCUCACCAGCGCGUAACAACACGCACCAAUCAAAACAGAGAACCACUCACCUCUCCCAAACUCUCCAUCAGUGAUCUUACUAAUCAUACGCUUAAUCUCUUCGGAUUUGUCACCAAGUUGCAACCUUUCCGCGAUGUCCUCGAUUAAGUUACCUGCGUCGAAGAUCUUCUUCUCUUUGUAAGCGAGGGUGGAGCCUGUACCGGUGGUGCCUACUCGGAUGUAAGUGCCUUGAGGUCCUCUUAUCCCGCCGAGCUGUGCCUCGUAGUUGUCGUACUCUUGUAACGUCCCGCAUCCAGAGCAAUACGAGUUCCCUGUGUCGUCGUCGCGUUGGAAGUUGGUGCCGUUGCAUCUCUUGCAGGGCAUGGUUGCAAAAUCCAAAAAAAGUCGAGAACUUUCGAUUUGGGUUUUUUUAACUCUCCGUGGGAACGACAGGGAGACAAGACCGGAGCGACGGUGAUCAGAGUUAAUGUAAUAUUGUAAUG